UUAAGUAUCGUCCGAUGCCUGUCUGCCAGUCAUUAUAAUUUUAAUUUGUACAUAAUAAUAGCAUUAGUUUAUUGUGCAUUGAUAAAACUAGAACGUUUUUCAGUUUUCUUCACUUUGAUAAAAAGUUGAGGUUGAGUAACCAUCGUCUUACGAUCGCUGGUAUCGCAUCAAAUUUGCCAUUUCAUACUCUAUAGACUUCUUAUUACAUGGCAUAUAACGUGCGAUAAGAUGACUUAGAUACAAAUGGAGUUAAGAACUGGCGGUUACAAAACAGAAGAGGGCCUAAAUCCACUUCGUAUGAAUUGCCACAAAUGAUUACUUAGAUAUGGGAAAGAAAAAGCACCUCUUCCACAAUUUUUAAUGGUGAAUUCAGACUAAAGUUGUGGUUUUGAAUGGCUUUUUCUGUCUGCUAUAGAAGCCGAUUCCUGUUAGCAGGCAGUUCAUGUGGAGGGUGCGGCUGUACGAAUUAAAUUGGGUGCAAAGUAGGGUUUACGGUUCUAGACAAACAGAGAUACAGACGCAUGUCAGGUAAUGGUUGGGAAAGAAAGUACGAUCUUGCAACUCGAAUAGUCUCAGCUACUUUGUACCAAGAGAAAAUUUUACUUUUAAGAGGUAAAGACUCUAGCUUUGCCUGUUUUAUGCUUGUUGUACAACUGAAGCAAUGCGCCCUGAUUUUUGUGGGCCGCAUAUCAGUGAUCUAAAUUGACUCUACAUUUCCUUCUGACCGAUUCCCAAUCAAAUAAUCACUUUUCGUCAACCACAGUGUAUCAGCUUCCUAACACCUGCCUUCUUUAGGAUCUCUGUGCACUUAGACCACUACACACCAUCUUAUAGCGCACAACACGUUUUUAACGAGAUGAAGAAGAAAAUAGCUUACCCCUUGGGAAACACACUCCAAGCAAACCAAAAGCGCGAGAUGCCCGUUUUGGCGUAAAGUAUUGUGAUAAUUGAGUGUGACUUGAGCAGAUUUGUAUCGAUAGUCUAGCACCUGCUUUUAUUACCGGAAUGUAUCACACGAAAGACAUUCUAGAGCCCCAAACACCCGAGUUAUGUACACUGUUACGCUCGAAUUCCUUCCAUAGUCAUCUCCGUCUAUAAGUCGUGUUUUGUGUAUUCUAUUGGAUGGCACACAAGCUCUGGAUGCUGCGAGCCAGGGGGCGACCUGUAUAUUGGUAUUUUUGUAUACUUUUCUAAGGCUUCCAGAUAUUUGUUUUAUGGUUAGACUAAAUUAACUAUGCAAGGAAUCUCAGAGUAUUUGCAUCUAGAAUAUAGCGUUCAAGCUUGAAUAGACCGUUUCGCAUUCUGCACAUUACUGUUGAGAUGUAGACGAAUCAGACGGCAUUUCGAUGACCCCACGAGCUAGGCGUACUGUGUCAUGACGAGCGCUCAGCUCUUCAGGCUCACCCUAGCGCGUCGAUAUUGGCAUCUGAUAUUUGUUUGUCAGCGGUAGUAGGCACUACAAGAUAGUAGCUGAGGUUAGCUGUUAACUUGCGGUAAGAUGUGGUGCCAGAGUUGAUCCCUUGCAGCCAAUCAGUGAAAAACCGCACUAGUGAAAAGCCUCGUAUUUGGGGAGAGGGGAGAGGCGCGUACGCCAACCAAGCCUUUCUAGUCAAACAUCUUUAAGCUGUCUCUGACACCCGCGAGCGCCGAUCUGGCUCAUCAUAGAAUUUAGUCGGCUCUUUUUUGAGCCCUGCUUCCACUAUAUUAUGUUACAGCUCGAAUAGAAAUUCGCGCCAGAAUGAUGCUAGUGCAACAGACUUGGCUUUUUGUAUUGUUAACUUUAAGCUUCGUGCCUUCGAAUACGGAGGACGUUAUUAUCAACACUAAGUAUGGGAAAGUCUUAGGACUGGCGCAAACGCUUGCCAGUGCUCAGGGACCUGCGAGAAAGAUUAACAAGUUUCUUGGAAUACCAUAUGCCCAACAACCGAUAGGGGAUUUACGAUUCAAGCCACCACAGCCCCUCAAACCUUGGAAGGAAAAGAUUUACAAUGCAACUUCUUUUGGCAACAUCUGCGUGCAAUCAAAGCUCUACUUUGAAUUUCUAAAAAGCUCUAUCAGACGGACGUGGCCGGACUUUAGCAAAAAGAACAUGCGCGAGGACUGCCUUAAUCUAAACAUUUACACGCCGGCUUGGCCCGACAUCUCCGACUCUGUGCAAACACGUAAGGCCUACCCAGUGUUAUUCUACAUCCACGGCGGAAGCUAUUACCUAGGGACCCCUAACAGGGUUAAAACCCCCGGCGAAAUCGCUCCACAGUACGGCAUCGUCUUGGUGACAAUCCACUAUCGACUCGGGGUACUCGGAUUCUUGACGACCGGAGACGUCGAGGCCCCUGGGAAUGCCGGGAUGCUUGAUCAAAUCCAGGCACUUCGGUGGGUAAAAGAGAACAUCGCGGGGUUCGGGGGGGACCCGAACCAGAUCACACUUGUCGGGAACAGCGCGGGAGCGUCUAGUGUCGGGCUCCAUCUCCUAUCGCCUCUGACCAAGGGGCUCUUCCAGAAGGCUAUUAUGGAGAGUGGUACCGAGCUCUCGCCAUUUGCGGUCAAUCCACUAAAAACUGCGAUUGCGAAAUCUAAGAAUGUGGCUAAGAACUUGCUGUGCGAUACGGAAGAUCAUGUACGGAUGGUGAAAUGCUUGCAGACUAAAGAUGCAGAGGACCUGGCUUUUUAUUAUGACCCCUUCCCAGCACCACACGUCGAUAAUUACUUCCUGCUAGACACGCCCCGUAAUUUGCGCAAAGAGGGCAAGUUCCAGCCCCUCCCCCUCAUGCUGGGCUUCACCAAACACGACGGUUUCCACAUGAUCAGCGACCUCGAGCUACCCGACCAACUCACGCCCAGCUACUUCAGGAAAGGCAUCGAAAGAGCGCUACAGAAAUUCAUGAAAAUCCACGAUCCCAUGACGGCAGUUCGGUUAGCCGACGCAAUCGAGUUUACGUACCAGCCUUGGGCGAAGACAACGGACCCGGAUGAGCUUUAUAAGGCGUUAGUGGCACUUUGCACGGAUAUAUUUAUCGUCGCACCGACAAUGGAGAGUGCGAACUUUCACUCGGAAUACUCGGCGACGUACCUAUUCGAAUAUUCACACAUUUCUAAUAACAGCCGUUUGAAAUGGGCAACACACAGUAGCAAUGCGGACUACACGUUCGGCGCACCCAUACAUAAUGCGACACACAUCGCUUACACCAAGGAGGACCGAAACGUUAGUCAUUUAUUGCUACAGCUUUAUAGCAAUUUUCUCAAGUUCGGGGACCCGACGCCCCAACCCGUGCAAGGCAUCACUUGGGAGAGGUACAGCCAAAGGCAAGGGGAUUACUUGAAAGUGCAAGCAAGACCACAAAUCGCAGAUAAAUACGAACCAAGGAGGGUGGCCUUGUGGAACUAUUACAUACCGAAGAUUAGGAACUUUUCCUGUCAGCACAACGCGACGGAAAAACCGCAGAAAUCAAGCGCGAGCGUAAAUACUGCGUUUAAUGUCAUAAUUUUUAUCUGCGCAUCAUUGAUUAUGAUACCCUGAUGGUAAGAAUUCUUAUUGAUCCGCCAAACGCUCAGAUGUGUACAAAAAAGCUUCCAAAUAUAAAGCAUAAGCCCGCUCACGAAUAAAG
Molecule: messenger RNA, 3605 nt
Organism: Nematostella vectensis (starlet sea anemone)
Lineage: Eukaryota; Metazoa; Cnidaria; Anthozoa; Actiniaria; Edwardsiidae
Product: neuroligin-4, Y-linked
Exons: 1
Coding region: 1739-3517 (592 amino acids)
Source: RefSeq, a predicted model, not a curated record